AUGCCUAAUAAAACCGUCAAUGCCUAUGUAAAACUAAAGGUUUUCCAUGUGAAUGGUGUCUGGGUAAACAUAGAAUCACCAUUGCUUGAAUGCACUAUAGUCAUACACGCCCCACCCUACACAAAUCCAGGGGCUCUCUCAGCCCAGGAUUCUUUUGACAAUGUGAGGGCCAUUAGGUUUGUUGUACUUCUUAUAGGCCUACAUUUUCCUCUAAUCAACUCUCAAGGCCAAAUUGAAUGUUCUAGAGAUGGGACAAUAACAUUUCUCCAAAUCUGAAUCUGAUCGAAUAUUACAUUUUAGUAAUUUAGCAGACACUCUUAUCCAGAGAGACUGCAUACAUUUUCAUAUUUUUUUCCCAUACUGGUCCCCCGUUUUUGAAUCAAACCCACAACCCUGGCGUUCCAAGCACCAUGCUCUACGAACUGAGCCACACGGGACAUAGACCUUAUUGGUUAAUGAAAGGUUAUUUGCUGUGCUCCCAAUGGCCCCGCUUAUCUGCUUUCCCUCUCUCUUUUCAGUUCAUCCUGAAGAACUAUGGGGAGAAUCCAGACAACUAUAAUGAACAGCUGAAGAAGCUGGAGACACUGCGACAGGUAUGAACUGGGACUGAGCGAGUUGUGCUAUGCAAAUGUCAUAUGUUGUGAUUUUUUGUUAUGUAGGUCAUAUACUGUACUGUCUUUCUAUCAUAUAAUAAGUAAGUGUUUCUCUCUUUUUCUGGCAGGGUGCGGUGAAUGUGACGCGGGACUUUGAGGGCUGCAGCAUUUUGAGGAAGUACUUUGGGCAGCUGCACUACCUCCAGAGCCGUGUGCCUCUGGGGCCUGGGCAGGAGGCAGCAGUACCCAUCUCAUGGUAUGAGACAAGGAAGUACACAUAGGACCCCUAUAUUUACAUACUUACCCAUGAGAUCCUUAUCGUACACACACUCGCUUUCAUAAACUCUACCACAGACAGCUACGGAAAGAAGGAAAUAACUUUAUUUGGAUAGUCCAUCUGUAGAUGCUCUACAGACUAUCUACUAACCCUACCAUUAACCCUUAUCCUAACCCUAACUCUUACCCUAACCCUUAUUCUAAACCAUCCCUAACUGUAACCUUAGCAAGCAGUUGCUUAUCAACAGAUAUCUCUAGAGCAUCUACAGAUGGACAAUCUGGACUAUCCACACACACACAAACACACACUUUCAUAAGCUCUCCCUACCAUACACGUAGACACACACCACACCCUCAUGUAUGCAGUGUGUCGCUAAUUUCAUUCUCUCUUACCAGAACAUUAAUAUUUUCUGGAAAAACAGUCACUAUGAAACAAAGAUAAAUUAUAUAAAGAAUGAUAGUAAAAGGCUUUAGAGCACCUUAAAUGAAAUUUUGGGCAAUAAGGCAAAUUCGGCUCCAUCAUUCAUUGAAUCAGAUGGCUCAUUCAUCACAAAACCCACUGAUAUUGCCAACUACUUUAAUACUUUUUUAAUUGGCAAGAUUAGCAAACUUUGGCAUAACAUGUCAACAACAAAUUCUGAGCCUACAUAUCCAUGCAUAAGUGACCAAAUUAUGAAAGACAAGCAUUGUAAUUCUGUAAAGUGAGUGUGGAAGAGGUGACACUAAUAUUGUUGUCUAUCAACAAGACACAUGGUUCUGACAACUUGGAUGGAAAAUGACUGAGGAUGAUAACGGACGAUAUUGCCACUGCCAUUUGACAUCUUUUCAAUCUAAGCCUACAGGAAAGUGUGUGCCCUCAGGCCUGGAGGGAAGCAAAAGUAAUUCUGCUCCCCAAGAAUAGCAAAGCACCCUUUACUGGUUCAAACAUUCGACCAAUCAGCCUGUUACCAACCCUUAGUAAACGUUUGGAAAAAAUAGUGUUUGACCAGAUACAAUGCUAUUUCACAGUAAACAAAUUAACAGCAGAUUUUCAGCACGCUUAUAGGGAAGGGCAUUCAACAUGUACGGCACUCACACAAAUGACUGAUAAUUGGCUGAGAGAAAUUGAUAAUGAAAAGAUUGUGGGAUCUGUUUUGUUAGACUUCAGUGCAUCUUUUGACAUUAUCUAUCAUAAUCUGCUGCUGGAAAAGCGAAUGUGUUAUGCAAUGUUCCCUCAAUUUCUUUCAGGCACUGAGCAAAUUUCAGGUCUGCUUAGCGCAAACUUGAACGUUGUGAAAAUUCUGUGCAACGUCCAGCACUUAAAGCAAGUACAGCCUCAGUGUUCACAGUAAACGCGAACACUGAGGCUGUACCCGCUUUAAGUAUUUAUUAUACCCCUUUUUCGUUAUAUCCAGUUGGUAGUUAGUCUUGUCCCAUCGCUGCAACUCCCAUACGGACUCAGGAGAGGUGAAGGUCGAGAGCCAUGCGUCCUCCGAAACACAACCCUGCCAAGCCACACUGCUUCUUGACACACUGCUCGCUUAACCCGGAAGCCAGCCGGAGGAAACACUGUACAACUGGCGACCGUGUCAGCGUGCAUGCGCUAGAGCGCGAUGGGUCGCUAGAGCGCGAUGGGACAAGGACUUCCCGGCCGGCCAAACCCUCCCCUAACCUGGACGAUGCUGGGCCAAUUGUGCGUCGCCUCAUGGGUCUCCCGGUCGCGGCCGGCUGCGAACCCGGAUCUGUAGUGACGCCUCAAGCACUGCAGUGCCUUAGACCGCUGCGCCACUCGGGAGGCCAUACCAGGUUUAAGUUACAGUUUUAACAGUGGCCAUGUAGGCUACUAUGGCUAUUUGAUCAUAGAGUAGGCCUACCAGAGUGGCCUACCAUCAAAACAAUAGAGGAAAUGCAUCCCAUAACAUUUUAACAUGGAAAUAGCUGUUCUAUCAUUCAGCCUAAUGUAGCAGCCAAUGUGUGGUGUUCAAUGUAGGCCUACAUUCCAUGAGACUUAACAUUAACCUGUUUAUCCACUUGUCCUUCAGACAAGGAGGUGACUGAAAAUGUUGUUGUGUUGUAAGAUGCAAGAAACUGCUUUACAAAAUAAAAUGCAUUAUUAUUCCCAUACCAUUAUUACAGAGAAUCAGACAAAUUAUGUUACCCUCUACCUAUUGGCUACUUAGCUUAUUCAAGCCUGUCUCAAAAUACAACACUGCCCCUUUAAGACAUAAAAAAAGCUCUUUACCUGACUCGCUUUGCAGCAAUCACUCCCCUAUUGCUGACUACAAAUUAUCUAUAAACGGGCUAAUAACUCACUAACUAGCAAAGGAUAUGAAGAAAAUAUGCACACGUGGCUACAUGCAGCUCUUGUUUUGAUCUCAAAUUAAGCGCAUCUACUCACAACUGCUCAUGCUUUAAACACAGUCCAGUUCAAAGUAAAUGGCACAUACAGUUGAAGUCGGAAGUUUACAUACAGUGAGGGAAAAAAGUAUUUGAUCCCCUGCUGAUUUUGUACGUUUGCCCACUGACAAAGAAAUGAUCAGUCUAUAAUUUUAAUGGUAGGUUUAUUUGAACAGUGAGAGACAGAAUAACAACAACAAAAUCCAGAAAAAUGCAUGUCAAAAAUGUUAUAAAUUAAUUUGCAUUUUAAUGAGGGAAAUAAGUAUUUGACCCCUCUCAACUCGAACCUUCAGCUCUCUCCACAGAUUUUCUAUGGCAUUAAGGUCUGAAGACUGGCUAGGCCACUCCAGGACCUUAAUGUGCUUCUUCUUGAGCCACUCCUUUGUUGCCUUGGCCGUGUGUUUUGGGUCAUUAUCAUGCUGGAAUACCCAUCCAUGACCCAUUUUCAAUGCCCUGGCUGAGGGAAGGAGGUUCUCACCCAAGAUUUGACAGUACAUGGCCCCGUCCAUCGUCCCUUUGAUGCGGUGAAGUUGUCCUGUCCCCUUAGCAGAAAAACACCCCCAAAGCACAACGUUUCCACCUCCAUGUUUGACGGUAGGGAUGGUGUUCUUGGGGUCAUAGGCAGCAUUCCUCCUCCUCCAAACACGUCGAGUUGAGUUGAUGCGAGUUGAGUCAGAUGUUCAUUGGCAAACUUCAGACGGGCAUGUAUAUGUGCUUUCUUGAGCAGGCGGACCUUGCGGGCGCUGCAGGAUUUCAGUCCUUCACGGCGUAGUGUGUUAACAAUUGUUUUCUUGGUGACUAUGGUCCCAGCUGCCUUGAGAUCAUUGACAAGAUCCUCCCGUGUAGUUCUGGGCUGAUUCCUCACCGUUCUCAUGAUCAUUGCAACUCAACAAGGUGAGAUCUUGCAUGGAGCCACAGGCAGAGGGAGAUUGACAGUUAUUUUGUGUUUCUUCCAUUUGCGAAUAAUCUCACCAACUGUUGUCACCUUCUCACCAAGCUGCUCGGCGAUGGUCUUGUAGCCCAUUCCAGCCUUGUGUAGGUCUACAAUCUUGUCCCUGACAUCCUUGGAGAGCUCUUUGGUCUUGGCCAUGGUGGUUUGGAAUCUGAUUGAUUGAUUUCUUCUGUGGACAGGUGUCUUUUAUACAGGUAACAAGCUGAGAUUAGGAGCACUUUAAGAGUGUGCUUCUAAUCUCAGCUCGUUACCUGUAUAUAAGACACCUGGGAGCCAGAAAUGUAUCUGAUUGAGAGGGGGUCAAAUACUUAUUUCCCUCAUUAAAAUGCAAAUCAAUUUAUAACAUUUUUGACAUGUGUUUUUCUGGAUUUUGUUGUUGUUAUUCUGUCUCUCACUGUUCAAAUAAACCUACCAUUAAAAUUAUAGACUGAUCAUUUCUUUGUCAGUGGGCAAACGUACAAAAUCAGCAGGGGAUCAAAUACUUUUUUCCCUCACUGUACACCUUAGCCAAAUACAUUUAAACUCAGUUUUUCACAAUUCCUGACAUUUAAUCCUAGUAAAAAUUCCCUGUCUUAGGUCAGUUAGGAUCACCACUUUAUUUUAAAAAUGUGAAAUGUCAGAAUAAUAGUAGAGAUAAUGAUUUAUUUCAGCUUUUAUUUCUUUCAUCACAUUCCCAGUGGGUCAAAGUUUAGAUACUCAAUUAGUAUUUGGUAGCAUUGCCUUUCAAUUGUUUAACUUGGAUCAAACGUUUCCGGUAGCCUUCCACAAGCUUCCCACAAUAAGUUGGGUGAAUUUUGGCCCAUUCCUCCUGACAGAGCUGGUGUAACUGAGUCAGGUUUGUAGGCCUCCUUGCUUUCACACGCUUUUUCAGUUCUGCCCACAAAUCUUCUAUAGGAUUGAGGUCAGGGCUUUGUGAUGGCCACUCCAAUACCUUGACUUUGUUGUCCUUAAGCCAUUUUGCCACAACUUUGGAAGUAUGCUUGGAGUCAUUGUCCAUUUGGAAGACCCAUUUGCGACCAAGCUUUAACUUCCUGACUGAUGUCUUGAGAUGUUGCUUCAAUAUAUCCACAUAAUUUUUCUUCCUCAUGAUGCCAUCUAUUUUGUGAAGUGCACAAGUUCCUUCUGCAGCAAAGCACCCCCACAACACGAUGCUGCCACGCCAGUGCUUCACGGUUGGGAUGGUGUUCUUCGGCUUGCAAGCAACCCCCUUUUUCCUCCAAACAUAACGAUGGUCAUUAUGGCCAAACAGUUCUAUUUUUGUUUAAUCAGACAAGAGGACAUUUCUCCAAAAAGUACGAUAUUUUUCCCCAUGUGCAGUUGCAAACCAUAGUCUGGCUUUUUUAUGGCGGUUUUGGAGCAGUGGCUUCUUCCUUGCUGAGCGGCCUUUCAGGUUAUGUCGAUAUAGGACUUGUUUUACUGUGGAUAUAGAUACUUUUGUACCUGUUUCCUCCAGCAUCUUCACAAGGUCUUUUGUUGUUGUUCUGGGAUUGAUUUGCACUUUUCGCACCAAAGUACGUUCAUCUCUAGGAGACAGAAACCGUCUCCUUCCUGAGCGGUAUGACGGCUGCGUGGUCCCAUGGUGUUUAUACUUAUGUACUAUUGUUUGUACAGAUGAACGUGGUACCUUCAGGCGUUUGGAAAUUGCUCCCAAGGAUGAACCAGACUUGGCUGAUUUCUUUUGAUUUUCCCAUGAUGUCAAGCAAAGAGGCACUGAGUUUGAAGGUAGGCCUUGAAAUACAUCCACAGGUACACCUCCAAUUUACUCAAAUGAUGUCAAUUAGCCUAUCAGAAGCUUCUAAAGCCUUGACAUAAUUUUCUGGAAUUUUCCAAGCUGUUUAAAGGCACAGUCAACUUAGUGUAUAUAAACUUCUGACUCACUGGAAUUGUGAUACAGUGAAAUAAUCUGUCUGUAAACAAUUGUUGGAAAAAUUACUUGUGUCAUGCACAAAGUAGAUGUCCUAGCCGACUUGCCAAAACUAUAGUUUGUUAACAAGAAGUUUGUGGAGUGGUUGAAAAACAAGUUUUAAUGACUCCAACCUAAGUGUAUGUAAACUUCCGACUUCAACUGUACAUAUAUGGCAAUGGUCUAUAUGCAUAUAGGCUUACUGCAGCUCUGAUUGUUUAUACCGCACUGGUCUGUGUAGAGUACGGGCUGAGUAGUGCAUGUCAAUGCAAUAGAAUCCUACUCCGAUGCGUUCUGCCAACAACAAAAUGGCUAAUAUUGUGUUGAUUCGAUCACAAUUGCCACAGUAAAGGGAAACGUUGAUAGUGUUAACAGGGAAAACUCUAGAACCGUGGUCACCAACCUUUUCUGAGUCUAGAUCAAUUUGUGUCAAAAUGCAAGCCGAGAUCUACCGCUCAGAUAUUUUUUUAACAUUACUUUUUUUUUUACGUACGCCUAUGCAACAUGAAUCAAUUAAAAACAGUACUGUAGCAAUGAGGUUUGUGCAGUAAGCUAUAGGCCCAAUACAUUAUCACCACAUAUUGGCUUUGCUUAAAUUGCCCUGCCAAUGCAUUGUUGUUUGGGCUAUUUUUUAAAAUUACAUUUCAACAUUUGAGGUAGACUAUAUGAUCACAUCGGAAAUAGAUCCGCAGUUGUAUUACUUGUGAAGCACAGCUGAAUUUUUUAUUUUUUUACUGGGCUGAUGGUGCCUGCGUCUGAUGGUCAGUCUCAGCGUCCCUCCGCUCUCCCUUUCCUCCACUGACCAAAAAGGGACACCAUCUUCCAACUGGCGAAACUCGACUCGCACCGCAUUCUUUCUGCCUCAUGCACAAAGUCAUGUUGUUACUCCUAUGAACAGAGAAAGUGAAAUAUUCCUCGAUAUUAAAAAAGACCCAAACCGCUAAUAAUUCAAUAACGCAAUCCUAUAGAUACACUUUCCUACUCAUUCAUUACUGCUGCAGUGCUUGUUGUAGCGCUGAGUGGAUAUAGGAAAAACGUGCUUUUUAUGGCUUAUAAAAGCAUUGAAUACAAAGUGUUGACAGUGCUGAGUAAGAACUUAAACAUGAACUCACUCAUAAAAACAGCAUCUGUUUGACAGUCUCUCUAGUCAUGGUUUUAAACGUUUUGAAAUUUCACAGUAUCAACUUUGCUGUAGCUUUCUUUUAUGCCUUGCUACGUUACUGCAGACAAGGUCAUCUGAGCCAUCCGAUUGGCCAGCGGUAGGCCUAUAGUGCACUUGAUUUGCUCUCUGGGCCCGCUGGGAAGGCAGAGUUUCUACCUUCAGACACAUGCAAUGGUUCAAAAUGGCAACAGUUCACCUACUUGCCAACAGCCCAAGACGAAAAAAAUUAAAAUAGGAACACAAGGCUUUAUCGUUGGGUUUUUUACAGAAAUGUUUGGCAAUCGACUAGGAAUGCAUUGGAGAUCGACCAGUCGAUCGCAAUCAACCGGUUGGUUACCACUGCUCUAAAAAGUUUUGUGCUUCUCUCUGUGGGCUGAUAUUUCUGCGUGGCAGUCCCGGGGGAGCUUUAAUUAGUCUCUGGGCUAAGCUUAGAGGGAACAUUGGUGUUAUGGCUUUACAUCCCCUGCUAUAUUGUGAAUCAAGAGUUACCUGUAUAACAGAACACAUGCUUGAUUGUAAACUGUCAUGUUCAAAACACAUUGAUGCAACAGUAACUAAGAUGGGGUGAGGUCUGUCCAUAAUAAAGCGCUGCUCUGCGUUCUUAACAACGCUAUCAUCAAGGCAGGUCCUACAGGCCCUAGUUUUGUCACACCUGGACUACUAUCCAGUCAUGUGGUCAGGUGCCACAAAGGACUUAGGGAAAUUACAAUUGGCCCAGAACAGGACAGCACGGCUGGCCCUUAAAUGUACACGGAGAGUUAACAUGAAUAAUAUGCAUGUCAAUCUCACCUGGCUCAAAGUAGAAGAGAGAUUGACUUCAUCACUACUUGUAUUUGUGAGAAGCAUUGACAUGUUGAAUGCAACAAAGCUGUCUGUUUAAACUACUAGCACACAGCUCGGACGCCCAUGCAUACCCCACAAGACAUGCCAACAGAGGUCUCUUCACAGUCCACAAGUCCAGAACAGACAAUGGCAGGGGCACAGUACUACAUAGAGCCAUGACUACAUGGAACUCUAUUCCACAUCAAGUAACUCAUGCAAGCAGUCAAAUCUGAUUUAAAAAAAACAGAUAAAAAUACACCUUAUGGAACAGCCGGGAAUGUGAAGACACACAUAGGCACAGACACACGCAUACACACACACGAUAACAUACACACUAUACACAUGGAUUUUGUGUUAUAGAUAUGUGGUAGUAGAGUAGGGGCCUGAGGACGCACACUUAAUGUGUUGUAAAAAUCUGUUGUGAAAUGUAUUGUAAUGUUUUUUAAAUUGUAUAUAACUGCCUUAAUUUUGCUGGACCGCAGGAAGAGUAACUGCUGCCUUGGCAGGAACUAAUGGGGAUCCAUAGUAUAUACAAAUACAGACAGGCACAUCCACGUAGACACACACCACACCCUCAUGUGUCCAAUACAGUGUGUCACCAAUUUCAUUCUCUCUUACCAGGACAGAAAUAUUUUCUGGAAAAACAGUCACUCAUGAUGACAUCAGCUAUGAGCAAGCCUGCAUCCUCUAUAACCUGGGUGAGUUGAACCGUUGAGUGGUGAAAUGUAAAACUGACCUUCCGUCAAACAGCUAUUUCCUGAUUGCCGUAAUGUUGUCUUCUCUGUAGGUGCUCUCCACUCCAUGUUGGGAGCCAUGGAUAACAGGGUGUCAGAAGAGGUGAGCAGAAUCAAUGGCCGUCUAUCUUUAACACGUUAACCUCUCUCCAUGACAUCUCACACUGACAUCCAUUGUAUUGCCAUCCUUUUUCUGAAACUCAAUAUGUCCCUUUGUCUAUUUCUCUCGCUUCCAUCCUCACUCUCUUCUGUCUCCCUUCCUCUUUCACCCCUUUCCUCCUCUCUCUCUCUCCCUCUAGGGGAUGAAGGUGUCAUGUACACACUUCCAGUGCUCCGCGGGGGCCUUCUCCUACCUGAGGGACCACUUCAGCCACAACUUCAGCGUGGACAUGAGUCACCAGAUCCUUAACCUCAACAUCAACCUCAUGCUGGUAACUAUCAGACACACAUACACACACACACACGUGCGCACAUGCAUGUGUUCUCACACACACACACACUCACACACUUCAUCGUGUUUAUUUGUCUCCGUUCAGGGCCAGGCUCAGGAGUGUCUCCUGGAGAAGUCCAUGCUGGACAACAGGAAGAGUUUCCUUGUAGCCCGCAUCAGUGCUCAGGUAAAUCUCUCUCCUCUCAACACAAGACAUAGUAGUAGUGCAUGAUAACACCCUCUAGACCUCAGUUGUCCUAGAGCAGGGUCGUUCUCAAUAGGCAUCAAACGGGGAGGGACUAACUGAACUUAUCCAAUAGGAAAAUGCGAAUUUUCAUUUUCUGUCGCAAAAUGUUUUGCUACGGUGUGCCCUAAUGAGUCCGACCCAGGUGUGCGACUGUUCUGUUGUUGGCCUGGUGUAGGUGGUGGACUACUAUAAGGAGGCGUGCAGGGCUCUGGAGAACUCUGACACGGCCUCCAUGCUGGGAAAGAUCCAGAAGGACUGGAAAAAACUGGUGCAGAUGAAGAUCUACUACUUUGCUUCCAUCGCCCAUGUGAGUUGUGAGGGAGUAUAUUGCAAAUGUGUUCUGAAUUUGGUUUACAAAUACUAUUUUAUUUAAUAACAUUAUAUUUAUUUUCAGCUGCAUAUGGGGAAGCAGGCUGAGGAGCAACAGAAAUAUGGAGAGCGGGUAUGUCACCUCACUACCCCCCCCGUGUAUCUUCCUCUGAUGCCUCCAUACCUCUACAUGCAUACCAAUCUCUCUCCUUAUACACCUAUUUUUCUAAAGCUGUGUGUUUUUUUGUUUUUAACAGCUGGCUUACCUGCAGAGCUCCUUAGACAAACUCAGUGAAGCCAUCAAGUUGGCCAAGGUACAGUCACCUUCCAGUUGACUCUGUAACCUUUUCCAUUUGGCAUUCUGAAAUGGUUUCUUUUGUAUCUGUUAUCAAGCUUACAAUAACAUGUACAUUUUAGUCAUUUUCAGACGCUCUUAUCCAGAGCGACUUACAGUUAGUGAGUGAAUACAUUUUCAUAACAAAGGAACUGUCUUUAUGCUCCUUUCCCUCAGUUCCCUCUCUUCUCUCGUUCUCUCUGUUUUAACAGGGUCAGCCGGACAGUGUGCAGGAGGCCUUGAAGUUCACCAUGGACGUGAUAGGGGGAAAGUAAGCAGCUAUAUUCUCUACUGUAUAUUCACUUAUGAUUGUGGCUAUGUUGGUACAGUCUUUACCCUUUGAGAUGUAGACAGUCACACACACUCUGCCACACUCUCUCACUCAAACAGUGGAGCUCUCGCUUAAGUGGUUCUCUCUGACCCUUCCUCUGCUAUUCCUUAUCCUCUGUCCCUUGUAGGUUCAACUCUGCCAAGAAAGACAAUGACUUCAUCUACCAUGAGACUGUCCCCUCGUUGGAGACUCUUGCUUCAGUCAAAGGUAACAUUGAACCCUGACCUACGACCUAUCCUCACACUUAACCUCUCCUGCAUUUCAUAUACUAUAUUUGGAUUUUCAUUGUCAUUAUGUCCUCUCUAGGUGCCCCCCUGGUGAAGGCCUUGCCCGUGAACCCAACUGAUCCCAGUGUCACAGGACCAGACCUGUUUUCCAAGCUGGUGCCCAUGGCUGCCCACGAGGCCUCCUCUCUCUACAGUGAAGAGAAGGCCAAGUUGCUACGGGACAUCAUGGCCAAGAUAGACAGCAGGAAUGAGACUCUAGAGUGAGUAGGAGAGUCGGAGGGGCUGUGUGUGUAUUUGAGACGUCUAGGUAUGCCUUUACGGUUUAAUAUAGUGACUUUGUGUGGUUACUGAUCUAGCUCUGGCUUUGCAGGCAGUUUAUGGACUCUCUGGGUCUGGAGCCAGACUCAGUAGAUAACCUGGACAUGUACAGUCACAUCCCCCCUGUACUGAUGGAGAAGUGUGCUGCGCUCAGUGUCAGACCAGACACUGUCAAGAGCCUCAUUCAGUCCAUGCAGGGUGAGUGGUUGGCUUGGGACACACACACACACAUACACAUACCCACACACAUACGCACACAGCCUUUAGAUACUAAUCCCUAUGUCCCUCUCCCUCAGUCCUGUCUGGUGUGUUCACGGACGUGGAGGCGUCUCUGAGGGAGAUCCGGGACGUGCUGGAGGAGGACGAGGCCGGGGUGCGGGCGCUGCAAGAGGCGGCAGGAGGAGGCCUUGCGGCGCAGCUGCAUCCCCAGGCACAUGCCCAGACCCUGGCUGAGAUCCGCAGGGACCUGGAGAAGUACAUGGAGGCCCAUGAGAAGGCCAGCUUCACCAACACAGAGCUGCACAGAGCCAUGAACCUGCACAUCAGUAACCUGAGGCUGCUGGGGGGACCACUGGAUGCCCUGAGAGAUGCCCUGCCUAGGCCCCAACUCAACGAGGGUGGGUAUAGGAGAGUGGAAAAGAGUUAUGUGUUUGUGUGGUCAUUUGGAGUGUGUUUCUAAAUGUGUGUGUGUGAUCCUACAGAGGAGGUGGCAGGGCUGCAGUGUAUGAAGAGGAUCCUGGGGAAGGUGCAAGAGAUGAGGGACCAGAGGAGCACCCUGGAGAAACAGCUGCGUGACCUCAUCCAGCAGGACGACAUCACUUCCUCCCUGGUCACUACUGAGCGCACUGACAUGAAGGUACAGGACAUUGUGUGUGUGUAUAUAAAUAUAUUUUUUUACCCCCUUUUUUUCUCCCCAAUUUCGUGAUUACGAUCUUGUCUCAUCGCUGCAACUCCCCAACGGGCUUGGGAGAGGCGAAGGUUGAGUCAUGCGUCCUCCGAAACAUGACCCACCAAGCCGCUCUUCUUAACACCCGCUCGCUUAACCCAAAAGCCAGCUGAACCAAUGUGUCGGAGGAAACACUGUUCAACUGACGACCAAAGUCAGCCUGCAGGCACCCCGCCCGCCACAGGGAGUCGCUAGAGCGCGAUGAGCCAAGUAAAGCCCCCCUGAACUACUCUGGGCCAAUUGUGCGCCGCCCUAUGGGACUCCCGGUCACGGCCGGUUGUGACACAGCCUGGGAUCAAACAGCGAUGUAGUCGCAACACUGCGAUGCAGUGCCUUAGACCGCUGUGCAUGCCUCUUAAGACACAAUAUGUAACAUUUGCCUCUCUCUCUCUCUCUCCCCACCUCCCUCUCCCCCGCCCUCUCUCCCUCCCUCUCUCCCUCCCUAUAGAGGUUGUUUGAGGAGCAGUUGAAGAAGUAUGAGCAGGUGAAAGUGUACAUUGACCAGAACCUGUCUGCCCAGGAGAACAUCCUCAAGGCGCUGACGGAAGCCAACGUGCAAUACGCCUCGGUCCGCAAGGGCCUUACCGAGAUGGAACACAAGUGAGCAAGGGCUUGGGAAGGGUUUUAGUGGGACACCAGUACUAUUGGGCAAAGGACUUUGACGCCGUUCCAAUCCAAGGCCAUAGGGAAGGGGCCAAUGUAGAAAAUCAGAACACACAAACAAAUCGGAGCAGACAAAUAUCCACUGGAAACACUAGCUACAUAAGCACUAGCCUCAUGUCAUUGUUCCCUUCAUCUUCUCCUCCUUCCUUUCUCUCGCUCCAACUCUCAGGUGGAACGGCACGGUGCAGACCCUGGUGGCGUCCUACGAGGCUUACGAGGACCUGAUGAAGAAGUCCCAGGAGGGGAAGGAGUUCUACGAGGACCUGGAGACCAAGUCCUCCCACCUGCUGGAGAGAGCUAAGAACCUGUGUCAGGGCAGGGAGGAGGAGAGGAAGGCCGUGCUGGACAGGGAGACCCAGAAGAAACCCCCUUCUCGGCCCACGGCAGCCAAACCGUCCCUGGGGUCCAAGGGGGGCUCAGACGUGGACUCUGCCUGUUCUAGUCUGGAGGAUGCCGAGCUGGCCCAGAUCAACGCUGCUAUACUGAGCCUGGGAGGAGACCUGCCUGACGAGCUCCGUAGUCUACCCCCCGAUCACCCCUCUCUGCCCUCUGCCCUUCGCCCCGGACCUGAGGCUUUCCUCCCUGGUGCCAACCUGGGUGGCAAUGCUUCGUUACCUUGGCCAGGGGCACCUGGGGCACCGUUCUAUGCCCCUCGGUUCCCCCCAAACCUUCGACCACCCCAGUUCCCCGGCCCGCUCGCCGCCCAGGGUUUCCCUCGCGGACCCCUCACUCAGCUACCCCCCCAGCAGCCCCCUGUUUCUGGCUAUGGCCCUCCCCAGCCACAAGCCCCCCAACCUGGGGGAGUCGGGCCUGCCCGUGCCUCUGUCCGUCCCUCCACUACAACGGUAGAUAGUAUCCAGACCCCCAUCCCCAGUUAUAACUCAGCCCCACGCCAUCCUGUACCACCUACUGUCUCUGCAGGCUACGCUGUUCCCCCACAGAUGGGUGUGUACCCACAGUACAUGCCCCAGCCUGGGGUGCCCAUGCAAGCGCCCGGCCAGGUGCCACACCAACAUCCACAGCAGCAGUACCAACACCCUCCUGGGCAGCUGCCCCCCGUCUACCAGUCUGCCCCCAGGGCUAUGCCUGUGCCCCGACCCCCUCCCCAGGCCCAGCAGGGUUACCCACAGUACAUGCCCCCCCAGCACCAGCCCCGGCCGCCCAUGCCCCCCCAGUAUCAGCAGCCAUAUCCUGGUCAGCCCCAGCCACAACACCAGCAUGGCUACCAGCCCCAGUUACCACAGGGCUAUCAGCCUCAACACCCUCAGCAGGGCUACUUGCCCCAACAGCCCCCACACAUGAUCCCAAGGGGCCCUCACCCACAGAUGCCCCCCACCUCCCAGCCCCCUGUCUCCCAACCAUACAUGCACCCUGCCAACCAACAGAUGCCCCCGCACCCUCAUCAGCAGAUGCUACCUCCCCAACAACAACAAAUGCAUCCCAACGCACAGCAAAUGCACCCUCAUCCACAAAUACACCCUGGCCCUCAUCAUCAAAUGCCCCCUAACAGCCAGCCGAUGCCCCCAGUUUCCCAGGCUUACCUGCCUCCCACCAACCAGCCCAUGCCUCCUGGCCUGCACCAGCAGAUGCCCCUUGCUUCCCAGCCCCAUCAUGUCCAGCUCCCUCAGGCUUACCUGCCCAGUGGCCCCCUCCCACCUCAGGGGCCCCAGAUGCCCCACCCUGGUCAGCCCCCCCAACAUGGCUACCAGCCCCAGUUACCACAGGGCUACCAGCCUCCUAUGAUGCCUCAUUCAGCCCCCCAACAGUCCCAGGCUCCCCAGCCUGUAGCCCCCAUGACCCCCACCAUGUACCCUACUCCUCCAGGUGUGAACGGCUCUCCCGGAGCCCCACCACAGCCCACCUCUAUGGGUCAACCUCGGCCCCCUCCCCAGCACAUGAUUCCACCAACUGCUGGAGCUCCUCCAGUGGCCCCCCCACCUAACGUCAUCCCUCCCUCGCCCUCGCCCUCACCUUCCCCUUCUCCCUCCCCAGGCCCCUCUUCCCUAGGCCUGGCCCCCCAGAGGCCCUCCCCGGCCCCCACCCCGGCGGUCCACCCUCUCUCCCUUCCUCUUCAUCCCCCUCCACCUCCCUCUUCCCGCACCAGAACUCCAUCACAGACGACCUGCUCUCCUCCAGCCCAGAGAGCCAGCCCGGCGGCCCCAAGGCCCCCGCCAACGUCCUCCAACCCACCAAGGCUGACCCUCAGGACGGGGAGCGGCGUAAGAAGAGCUCCCAGGGCGUCCGGCUGAUCCAGGGCGACCCGUACCAAGCCCCCGAACGCGUAGCACGCCUCUGCGGUGAACUCGAACGCUUCCGGUUGGCCGUGGAGUCUCUGGAGCGCCCGUCGGUGGACGAAGGUGGUCUGUCGCCGCUGGAUGCCCGCUGGAAGGAGCUCCAGGAGGGGCAGGAGAGGGACGCCAGGCAGCUGUCCAUUGCCAUCGCCCGCUGCUACACCAUGAAGAACCGCCACCAGGACGUGAUGCCCUACGACUGUAACCGCGUGCUGCUGCGCUCGGGCAAGGACGACUACAUCAACGGCAGCUUUGUGGAGGAGCUGUCGCCCUACUGCCCGCGCCUCAUCGCCACGCAGGCUCCGCUGUCGGGUACGGCCGCAGACUUCUGGCUCAUGGUGUGGGAGCAGAAGGUUUCGCUGGUGGUCAUGCUGGUGUCAGAGCAGGAGCUAGAUAAGGUAUGAGCACACACUCAGGGGAGAAGGAAUGGGCCAUUCUAGGGGUCGCUCAUAAAGGCUUACCACCAUGGUAGAUGUACCACCUGUUGUUUUUUUACCCAAGGAGGAAUAAGAAGUAGGUAAGGAAUUGGAUAAGGCAAAACUUUGAGUAGAUGGUUUAUUUACUUCCAGACUAUUGACAGAAACGUCUGUGAAAACACAAAUGAAUUAUUCCAUUUGAUGUUAUCAGUCCAUAUUUUGAUUGACACUUUAUAAUUUAUUGAAAGAACCCCAACUCUUUGUCUCUUGAUUGUGUUUCCGUAGGGAAAGGUUUUGCGCUACUUCCCGACAGAACGCGGCCAGCAGCUUGCUCAGGGACCAAUCACAGUCACCUGACUACGCAGAAGACCACGCCCACCCACGUGGAGCGAAUGAUUGGCCUGCAGUACCGUGACCAGAGCCUCAAACGCACCGUCAUACACCUACAGUUCACCUCCUGGCCUGAGCUGUGAGUCCACACAGUCACAGGACACACACACACAGGAACAACUGAGUAACCACUGUAUGCAUGGAAAUGAACAUCUGGCUAACGAAUACCAUUUCUCUUCUUCUUCCUCUCUCUUUCUCUCUCUCUUUCCCCCUCCCUCCCAGGGGUCUUCCUGAGAGCAAGAGCAAUCUAAUCUGCUUCAUCCAGGAGGUUCAUGGAUACUACCUGCACCAGAGGCCCUUACACACACCCAUUGUUGUGCACUGCAGGUAACACACACAUGCUAUUUUAUUACUAUCACUAAACAUGAUGAUUAAUCAAAACCAAGUGUGUGUGUGGAUGUGUGUGUGUACUUACAACACACACACACAUGUAUGUGAUAUUGCCACUAACCCUGUCUUUCUCCAUGACCUCAGCUCUGGCGUGGGGCGUACCGGUGCCCUCUGUCUGCUGUAUGCAGCGGUACAGGAGCUGGAGGCAGGGAACAGCAUCCCUGACCUACCUCUACUGGUCAAGAAGAUGAGGCAGCAGAGGAAGAACAUGCUGCAGGAGAAGGUGAGAAAAACACACGCCUAACAAGCUCAUGCUUUACAAGGGGUUAAAUGUGCAGUCUCGUAAGCGUGACGUCACAUAAGGCAAGUUCUCUAGUAAAAGCACAUCUUGUCACUUUCCCAGUGCAUUGAAUCAGUGUUGUUUGUUGAUGUGAUGGCUCUUCAAGGUGUCUCCUCUGUCUGGUGUCUGUCCACAGCUGCACCUGAAGUUCUGUUACGAGGCGGUGCUGAAACACGCUGAGCAUGUCCUCCAGAGACAUGGCUACCUCCCUACCGCCCCCUGCAGCAAGACACCCAGCACUGCUGUCACCAAGGUGAGCCCAGUCUCUCACUGAGCCAGUUUUGGAUCCUUUUGGCAUUCAGGCUUUAUGGUCUCACAUCACGAAAACGAUGCGCACGCUUCAAUGGGACAGAAGUCUGUGAGUUGUUGUGAUUCUGGAUGGCCAGAUAGCUAGCAACAAUGAUAAGAAGCUGCAAUGUGGGGAAUCGUAAGUGACUCGUGUCAGCUAGUUUUAUCUUGUUAUUGAUACCAUGUCUUGUUUUUGAGGUGUUUUGACUGAUUUCAUGUCAAUGCUAAUAUGGCAAAAAUUAGCUAGCUAGCUAACCAAUAUCUGUAAUGAUGUUGUCGUGGAAAUUCAACACCAGGGACACCUAAAGUAAAUAUUAAAUAAAUAAUUAUUUAUCAGCAGCAAGCUGGAGAGGUUCCAACAAACUUAAUGCACCAAGGAGUACACGUCUGUCAGGAGCUCUACCGGGGCAGUCCCGUUAGUUCCCUUAUAUACUGUUUACACAGACAAGUUAUAUUUGCAUGAUUUACAUUAUUCAUUAUUCUUCAUUAAUGUUAGUUCCUGCAUGUGACUGACUGACACCUCACAAGGCUUCUUCUCCCAAAUCUGGGACCUUGAAACUGAGAUACCCCCUUUAGUUCUCAAAACAAUGUUCUGGGCGUACUGCCAAAUUGCUUAUACUGAGUGAGGAUUCCUCCCAGGCACGAUCAAUCAGUCACUUGCAUGAUCCCAGUCGAAUUGGUUAUUAGAAAAGUACAAACAUAACAUUUUCCAUCACAAUGUAUUUGAGAGACAACAAGUGCUUAUUGUGCACAUUUAUUUAUGUUUUCAAUAAACAUUGGAGACUGAAUAUAGUUUACAUGUUGUCAACAAUCUAAGCCAACCCUGUCUGUUUUGCCCCAUAGUUGCGCACGUGUCGGUUUUGUUGCUUAACAACCAACCCCAUCUAUACUACAUUACUGCUCACUCUUGGCUAAAUAUUGUCUGGUUGUCUUCUCCCUAUAGCCUUACUCUCGGCAGGAGUCCCAACAGGACAUAGUUCUGGGAGGUGACAUGACCAUCAGCUCCAUUCAGGCCACCAUCGCCAAACUCAGCAUCCGGCCCCCCAGUGCCACUGACCCAGCCAUGGACCCUGGCCUCAACAUUGGCGCCCCUCUGGUCUGGAGGACCAACCCUUCAUCCCCCCCACCGACCUGCCCUUGGAUGGAGAGCUAGAGCCAGCCGCCGCCCCCACCCAGGACCCCUCUCCCAGCGAGCCCCCACCCUCCUCCCUCAGUCCCUCCUCCCCAGAGAAGGUUCAGUCCCCACCACUCAAUGGUGUGGAUGCCAUCGCCCCUUCCUCUGCCCCCACAGCCAAUAAUCAUGUGGUCCCAGAGGUGACCCCUGAUCCAGCCCCUCCCUCUGGCCCGGCCCCGAACUCCCUGGAGCUGCUGGCCUCUCUGACUCCCGAGGCCUUCUCCAUGGAGGGUGGUGGGGGCAAGGGGAAGCACCGUGUCACCAAGCAGAGCUUCCUGCAGCCGGCCAGAGGGCCAGGGCCUCCACCAGGGGCCCUGCGAGGAGGGGGGAGAAGACCCCCUGAGCAGCCUAGACCCCCUCUGGAGCCCUCAACAAGAGCUGAGACGCAGGAGCCAAUAAGGCCCUCUUUCUCUUUCUCACUUCAUAGCCUAGUGUCAAACAGACCUGUAGCCUUUAGUACUAGCUCUUCUUGA
Coregonus sp. 'balchen' is the source of this 18325-nucleotide messenger RNA. Lineage: Eukaryota; Metazoa; Chordata; Actinopteri; Salmoniformes; Salmonidae. The record is from the annotation of a GenBank genome assembly.